Messenger RNA from Mus caroli (Ryukyu mouse), 5558 nucleotides. RefSeq names its product GATA zinc finger domain containing 2B (gene Gatad2b). Gene Ontology annotation, cellular component: NuRD complex. The record is from RefSeq and is a predicted model, not a curated record. Gene Ontology annotation, molecular function: zinc ion binding; sequence-specific DNA binding. NCBI's taxonomy places the organism in Eukaryota, Metazoa, Chordata, Mammalia, Rodentia, Muridae. Gene Ontology annotation, biological process: negative regulation of transcription by RNA polymerase II.
CCUUGUUUGUGUGGUGCCGCCGCCGCCGGUGCAGCCGCCGCCGCCGCUGCUGCCCCUGUCUGUACCGCAGUGUCUGCUCCGCCCGCCCGCCCUCCCCGACCCGGCCCGCCCCCUCCCCCACCCCCGCUCCCGGACCCGCCAGUGGGGUCUGGAUCCCACUGUGCCGUCGCCGCCUCCUUUUUCGACGCCUUCACGGCCGCCUGAGGAAGCGACCUGGUCGGGAGUUCCGCCGUCGCUGCCAGGAUGGAUAGAAUGACAGAAGAUGCUCUUCGCCUGAAUCUUUUGAAGAGGAGUUUGGACCCAGCAGAUGAGCGAGAUGAUGUUCUGGCAAAACGACUGAAAAUGGAGGGGCAUGAGGCCAUGGAACGGCUGAAAAUGUUAGCACUGCUCAAAAGGAAAGAUUUGGCAAAUCUUGAGGUGCCACAUGAGUUACCUACUAAACAAGAUGGCAGUGGUGUCAAGGGUUAUGAAGAGAAACUUAAUGGAAAUCUCAGGCCUCAUGGAGACAACAGGACUGCUGGAAGGCCUGGCAAAGAAAACAUAAAUGAUGAGCCUGUGGAUAUGAGUGCUAGACGAAGUGAGCCAGACCGAGGAAGGCUAACUCCUUCCCCAGACAUAAUUGUUUUGUCUGAUAAUGAGGCCUCCAGUCCCCGAUCCAGCUCCCGGAUGGAAGAGAGACUCAAAGCAGCCAACCUAGAGAUGUUUAAGGGGAAAGGCAUGGAGGAGCGGCAGCAGCUUAUCAAGCAACUGAGGGAUGAGCUACGAUUGGAAGAAGCUCGCCUGGUGCUGCUAAAGAAACUGAGACAGAGUCAGCUACAGAAAGAGAAUGUGGUCCAAAAGACUCCAGUUGUACAGAAUGCAGCAUCUAUUGUUCAGCCAUCUCCUGCACAUGUGGGACAACAAGGCUUAUCUAAGCUUCCCUCCCGGCCCGGGGCUCAAGGGAUUGAACCUCAAAAUAUGAGAACAUUACAGGGUCACAGUGUCAUCCGUUCAGCAACCAACACCACCCUUCCACACAUGUUGAUGUCUCAACGUGUUAUUGCACCAAAUCCAGCCCAACUUCAGGGCCAGCGGGGGCCACCGAAGCCUGGCAUUGUACGCACCACAACACCUAACAUGAAUCCUGCCAUCAGCUACCAACCACAGUCAAGUUCGUCUGUUCCUUGUCAGCGCACAACGUCUUCUGCCAUCUAUAUGAACCUUGCCUCCCAUAUCCAGCCAGGGACUGUGAACAGAGUGUCCUCACCACUUCCUAGCCCCAGUGCCAUGAGUGACGCUGCCAACUCACAGGCUGCAGCCAAGUUGGCUCUUCGAAAACAGCUGGAAAAGACGCUCCUGGAGAUACCACCUCCAAAACCUCCUGCCCCCUUGCUUCACUUCCUGCCUAGUGCAGCCAAUAGCGAGUUUAUCUACAUGGUAGGCUUGGAAGAAGUGGUACAGAGUGUCAUUGACAGCCAAGGCAAAAACUGUGCCUCACUUCUGAGGGUGGAACCCUUUGUAUGUGCCCAGUGCCGCACAGAUUUCACCCCUCACUGGAAGCAAGAGAAGAAUGGUAAGAUCCUCUGUGAGCAGUGUAUGACUUCCAACCAGAAAAAGGCUCUAAAAGCUGAACACACUAACCGGCUGAAAAACGCUUUCGUUAAAGCCCUACAGCAGGAACAGGAAAUUGAACAGCGAUUACAGCAGCAGGCAGCACUCUCCCCAACGACAGCUCCAGCUGUAUCCAGUGUCAGUAAACAGGAGACCAUCAUGAGACAUCAUACACUGCGGCAGGCUCCACAGCCCCAGAGCAGCCUCCAGCGUGGUAUACCCACAUCUGCCCGAUCCAUGCUUUCAAACUUUGCACAGGCACCCCAAUUGUCUGUGCCAGGUGGCCUCCUUGGAAUGCCAGGUGUCAACAUUGCAUACUUGAACACUGGCAUCGGAGGACAUAAAGCCCCAAGUUUGGCAGACCGACAGCGUGAAUACCUUUUAGACAUGAUCCCUCCCAGGUCUAUAUCGCAGUCCAUCAGCGGGCAGAAAUAACGCCUGUUCCACUUGUACUGCCCAUCCUUGAAUCCUUUACCCAUUUCUCCCAUUGCCCCCAACUUCCGUCGCAUGCAGUGCCUGUACUGGUGCCUACCAUACACGGAAAGCAAAACCGAAAAAAAACAGAAGACAAAAAUAGACAUCAACAAGAAAACACAUGCCCUGCCCUGCCACCUCCCCUUUAUUUCACACUGCUGCGAUCUGUUCUCCUGCUGCUCUGUCUUCUCUUCGAUUUCCUUUAACAGUGAGGUGGAUCUUUGCCUCUGAUAGAGGUCAGAAUGAGGUCCUGGGGAGAAUUUAAGUCCUUUGAUGUGUGUUUCUAAAGUAUGUUUUAUGCUAUAAUUAUUAUCAUUUUUAAUUAUAUUGUGUGUUUUCCCUUUGUUCAGUAGACGGUUAACCCCAAUCUUCUGUUUUCUUUACUUCCCUACCACCCUCUGCUAACCCUCCUCCUUUUUUGAAAAAAAGUAUAUAUAUAUAUAUAUGUGUGUGUGUGUGUAUAUAUAUAUAUAUAUAUAUAUAUAAAUGAUAUACAAUUCAAUGAUCACAUGCAGAUUGCAGUGGAUCCUCAGCUGCCAAUAGGAACUAACUGAGAAUGGUAGGGACAGAUGUUGAGAGCACUUAACCGAGUUGUGGAGUGGGUAUCAUCAGACAAAGAGGAAUAACAGCCCACCUAUGGUUGGUUAGGAUCUGGAGAGUUUAGGAGGCAGUGUUAUAGUAAUGAAGUUGAGCUCUGUGACAAUGAGUAAAAGAGCCUAGAGGGAAAAGCUUAAAAACAAAAACUACCUGUUGUUUAACCAUGGGCUAAGGGGAAGAGGGGUUACAUAAGCUCACUAGUGUCCCAAAGAGGGCUGCAGCCACGUCCUGACCUCAGUGAGGACACAAAAGUCUGUUCCAGGCCAACCAUCUUGAGAUUAUCUUAUUUUCUUUGUAAAAUUGUCUCUCAUCACACCUCAUACCCUUUAACAAGUGUUCAUCUUCCUUCUAACCAUAGUCCCGGAGGAAUGGGUGUUUCCAGGCUGCAGGUGGCUGGGUAUCCUAGAAGUUGGAAUCGGUAUACGUGGAUCAUGUGACAGAAAGGGAAACUAGACAUAGAGGAGGAAGAAGAGGUUUUUCCCAGAAGUUGAGAUUCUCGCAUGUUUCUAUACCUGUACCCUCUGAGUGCUGAGAGAUAACGGGUGUAGACCCCCAAUCAGGUUGGUAUUCCACUCUGACUCUGCUACGCUGGCUGUAGAUCCAACUCCUUAGAGCCAAGCAGUUUGUCAAACCUUAGUUAUACAAGUAUUGUCCUCUCCCAAAAUUUUGUUCAUUUUNCCUUUUUUUUUUUUUUUUUUUUUGGCACUAUUAAUGUAGAGAAUAAAUUGAAUUGUGCAAUGUCGCUGUUCUGNGGUUAGGGAGGUUAACAUCCUGUUUGCCCACAGUGUGGCAAGGAGGAGGGGAGGGGACCAAGCUGUUUUUGAGGUAAGGGAAGCCUGAAAAUGAAGGGUCUUUGCUUUCCUCAGAUUGUUCAUGUAGUAAAACCUGCCUCUGCAGCCCUAGAAGCCGUCAGAGUGUACUAGGGACACUUUGAACAAAGAUGUAUGAGGAGUUUUAUAAUAUUUUGCCCUUGGGAGCCACCUGGGGAAAUUCCCUCAUUUUUAUUUUUAAAAAGUAAAUAAUUUUUUUAAAGUAAGAAGGCACUUUUAAAAUUACACACACACACAAACACACAAACUACACACCUUUCCCAUAAAAUUUAGGGUUAGGGUGGGAAAAGAAGCUAGAUCAAGCUCAAUCCCUCCACUCUGGUCUCUUCUUUCCCAAUACCCCAGUGCCGCUGUGGGUGAUUAUACUGGCCCUACGGGUCUUCCUGGUUUUUUCUUUCUUCCCUUUCCCUCAAAUGUAUUGAGCACUUAAUAAAGGAGCAGAGAUACAACUGUGUCUGGGCUCUCCCAAGUGGGAAAUGACCUGGAAGCUAGAUGCUAGUAACAAGUAGUUUGAGCAGGUCGUUUCAAGUAUUUUUCUGGGGAAUGUGGUGCCCCUGACUGUAAGUGGUGGGGGAGGGGGGCUAAUGGAGCUGGGGUUGGGAUUAUUUUAAAAUUAUAUAUAUAUAUAAAAAAUAUAUUCUUACAUCUUUUCCUUGCCCUCUGUGCUUUGAAAGCACUGAAUAAAUUGAUCUGUUUUUCUCUUCCACAAAAUUGGAAGAUUUUUUUUCUUCCAUUUUUUAAAUGUUCUUACCAGUCAUCUUGCCUUGUGGCAUGUCUGUCUAACCUCUCCCUACCCCGUGAUGAAGUGCCAUUUCUGUUAAGUCUCCCUGACCCCCAACUCAGAGGUGCUCAGAGGUACAAGGUGCCCAAGUCUGUCAGUUGAGAUUAAAAGGAACAGAGAAUGUGCAAUACCGUCCAGCUGGGGCCUGUCCUUGCCCUGAGCUAGGUCCUCUCCCUGAGAGCCAGGCCACUUUGAGUAGGGUUUGGAGGUAAGAUGUAUGGAAAUGUGGAGUGGUGGCAAGGAGAGCCUAUAGUUCAGUGCCUGUUUAGGUGCUGAGGCCAUAGGGGAGAGGGUAGGGUCUUCCCUGUUUUUAUCCCUUCAGGGUCAAUUACAUAGAAGCUGCUUAUACUAGUAUAGCUCUGCGGCCCUUUGCUCAGUCACUGAGGUUUGACUUCUCAUCCUCUUUCCCCAUCAUCAUACUCUUCCCAGGAAUUAGCAAGAGGGGUAAAAUCUUUCUUAAUCAUGGUAAAGUAUUAGCCUUCCAUCUCCUCCCUUAGGUUCUGCCCCUGUCCCCCUUUCUUUAAAGCCUCUACAUUUUACAUCACUGAUUGCCUUGUGUCCUUCCAAGACUUUUUUUGUUUUUGUUUUAUGUUUGAAUUAACUCCCAUCCUCCAGCUGUGGGCCCUUGUAGACACUAGCCCUCACGCCCUAAGGAUAGGAGGAAAGACCCUGAGUUCAGUGUCCUUUACCACUGGACUCUGACUCUCAGCUAUCAGUAGAGUGGGGAUCAAACAGUACAAUCUAGCUUCCUCUAGACCUUGAGGCACUACAAGCAGUCAUUCAUGGAUGGUGUCUUACUCCACAGCAACCUGAAAUGGGUGGAUUAGUGGCAAGGCUGGGGUAAAAUUAGGAGACAGAAGUCCUUAUUUGUCGGUUUUAUUUUGUCAGUAGACCACAGCAUCUGAACUCCCUCCAUUGCUGAAUAAGUAUUUUUCCUGCAUUAUGAGAUAUACGUAUGGUAGACAUUUCUUUUUAAAGACCCCGAGAUAAAUGUUUUCCUGCCUUGGUUACCUUUCCUUUCCCCUUUAAGAGGAAUUAGCUAUAGAACCGCUUUGUAAAGAUGCUUCUUGGUAUUUUACUUUUGUUCCUUUCCCCAACCAUUCCCACUUCCCCUUCUCUCCACAGCCCCGAUCCCACUCAUCCUAGGCUCCCUUCCUUUCCAUCAAGAUCUUCAUUAGCUUAUGAUAUUUGCUGCCGAGAUGUUAUAACAAGGACUCAUUCAUGUAUAUAAGCUAUUUCUUGAUCCAUUUAAAAGGAAUUGUACAUUGUGUAGAAAAAAAAAAAAA